Molecule: messenger RNA, 1541 nt
Organism: Doryrhamphus excisus (bluestripe pipefish)
Lineage: Eukaryota; Metazoa; Chordata; Actinopteri; Syngnathiformes; Syngnathidae
Product: retinol dehydrogenase 8-like
Biological process (GO): estrogen biosynthetic process; retinol metabolic process
Cellular component (GO): cytoplasm; cytosol
Molecular function (GO): estradiol 17-beta-dehydrogenase [NAD(P)+] activity; all-trans-retinol dehydrogenase (NAD+) activity
Source: RefSeq, a predicted model, not a curated record
GCGACGGCGGGUGAGUCCCCGAUAGUUAAUCCCCGUCUUGCUAAGCGUCAUGUGACUUUGAUCCUCUUAGCGAUGCUCUCCCUUGGGACGACGCUCAUCCUGCAGAGUACUGUUUGUAUACGCGCAUCAUCUGGACUGGUCCUACAGACAUGGCGAGUCCUGGGCAGAAAGUGGUGCUGAUCACCGGCUGCUCCUCGGGCAUCGGCUUGAGGAUGGCCGUGAUGCUAGCCAAAGAUGAACAGAAGCGCUACCAUGUCAUAGCUACCAUGCGAGACUUGAAGCGCAAAGACAAGCUUGUGGAGGCGGCCGGCGAUGCCUACGAGAAGACGCUCUCUCUGGCUGUGCUGGACGUGUGCGACGAUGCAUCCGUCAAACAGUGCAUCAACGGCAUCAAAGAUCGCCAUGUUGACGUCCUCAUCAACAACGCGGGCAUCGGCCUGGUGGGCCCCUUGGAGAGCAUCCCUAUAGAGGAGAUGAAGAAAGUGUUUGAGACCAACUUCUUUGGCGUGAUCAGGAUGAUCAAGGAGGUGAUGCCUGAUAUGAAGAAAAGGAAAGCAGGGCACAUCAUUGUGGUCAGCAGUGUCAUGGGACUCCAAGGAGUGGUGUUCAACGACGUCUAUGCAGCUUCUAAGUUUGCCAUGGAAGGUUUCUGUGAGAGUUUGGCAGUGCAGCUGUUGAAGUUUAACGUCACGUUAUCAAUGAUCGAACCUGGCCCGGUCCACACUGAGUUUGAAGCGAAAAUGAUUCAAGACGUGAGGCAGAAAGAGUAUCCCGGAGCCGACUCGGACACGGUGCAUUACUUCAAGAACGUCUACCUCCCGUCUUCUGUGGACAUCUUUGAGACGCUGGGACAAACGCCAGAUGACAUUGCGAGAUGCACCAAGAAGGUGAUUGAAGCCAGCAGCCCGCGUUUCCGCAACCUGACCAACCCCUUGUACACGCCCAUCGUGGCAUUAAAAUACGCCGACGAAACAGGAGGCCUGUCGGUCCAUGCCUUCUACCACAUGCUCUUCAACCUGGGCCCGCUCAUGCACGUUAGCAUGACCGCCAUGAAGUACCUCACCUGUGGAUGUCUGAGGAGCCGCACUGUUUCGCCAAACUAAGGAACUGGAGCACGGACUGGACUGAAUAAAUAUACGACAUGGCCACAUCACACCUGCUCAGGGUAGUCAAGUCACUAGCUGGGAUGAAUAGUAAAUACAACCACCUCAGGACAUCUGUGUCGAUUCAUUAAGUGCUAACACAUUUUCCAUUUGCACACACACCACUGCUGUUCAUUCAUUUUGGGUGAGCAAGGAAACGAGACCAAAGAAUCACGCAAUAUAAUGGCGCCAUCUGGUGGACUAAAUGUUCCAGACUGGGUAUUCCUCAUUAUACAUUUCAACUUUUUCCUCAACGUCAUUUUGCAAAAAUUACAACUUGAUUUUUUUCUUGUUUAGGACUUACAAAUAUGACAUAUUUUUUCUUUAAUAUUUCAACUCUAUGUUAAUAAAAUGACAUUAUGUUUGCCUCGUAUUACAAAAUGGCGUCCUUUUCUUUCU